This is a messenger RNA of Pan troglodytes (chimpanzee), 10286 nucleotides long. It is a transcript of the gene RGS3, whose product is annotated as regulator of G protein signaling 3. Bases 150 to 1958 code for a protein of 602 amino acids. Gene Ontology annotation, molecular function: protein binding. The transcript has 18 exons. The record is from RefSeq and is a predicted model, not a curated record. Gene Ontology annotation, cellular component: nucleus; plasma membrane. Lineage: Eukaryota; Metazoa; Chordata; Mammalia; Primates; Hominidae.
ACGCGCGGGGCAGCCCUACCUCCCGCUCGCGCUCCUCCCGCCCUGGAGACUCCGGUGCAGGGGGCGGUGAGCCUGCUGCCUCGGUUACUGGGGAGCAACACAGCCGCCUCGGGUUGCAGACGCUCCUGUCCGGGUCGCAGUGGGACGCCAUGGAGCGCUCCCUGCACCGCGUCUCCCUCGGGAGCCGGCGUGCCCACCCGGACUUGUCCUUCUACCUCACCACCUUUGGUCAGCUGAGGCUGUCCAUUGAUGCCCAGGACCGGGUUCUGCUGCUUCACAUUAUAGAAGGUAAAGGCCUGAUCAGCAAACAGCCUGGCACCUGUGAUCCAUAUGUGAAGAUUUCUUUGAUCCCUGAAGAUAAUAGACUACGCCACCAGAAGACGCAGACCGUUCCAGACUGCAGAGACCCGGCUUUCCACGAGCACUUCUUCUUUCCUGUCCAAGAGGAGGAUGAUCAGAAGCGUCUCUUGGUUACUGUGUGGAACAGGGCCAGCCAGUCCAGACAGAGUGGACUCAUUGGCUGCAUGAGCUUUGGGGUGAAGUCUCUCCUGACUCCAGACAAGGAGAUCAGUGGUUGGUACUACCUCCUAGGGGAGCACCUGGGCCGGACCAAGCACUUGAAGGUGGCCAGGCGGCGACUGCGGCCGCUGAGAGACCCGCUGCUGAGAAUGCCAGGAGGUGGGGACACUGAGAAUGGGAAGAAACUAAAGAUCACCAUCCCGAGGGGAAAGGACGGCUUUGGCUUCACCAUCUGCUGCGACUCUCCAGUCCGAGUCCAGGCCGUGGAUUCCGGGGGUCCGGCGGAACGGGCAGGGCUGCAGCAGCUGGACACGGUGCUGCAGCUGAACGAGAGGCCUGUGGAGCACUGGAAAUGUGUGGAGCUGGCCCACGAGAUCCGGAGCUGCCCCAGUGAGAUCAUCCUACUCGUGUGGCGCAUGGUCCCCCAGGUCAAGCCAGGACCAGAUGGCGGGGUCCUGCGGCGGGCCUCCUGCAAGUCGACACAUGAUCUCCAGUCACCCCCCAACAAACGGGAGAAGAACUGCACCCAUGGGGUCCAGGCACGGCCCGAGCAGCGUCACAGCUGCCACCUGGUAUGUGACAGCUCUGAUGGGCUGCUGCUCGGCGGCUGGGAGCGCUACACCGAGGUGGCCAAGCGCGGGGGCCAGCACACGCUGCCUGCACUGUCCCGUGCCACUGCCCCCACCGACCCCAACUACAUCAUCCUGGCCCCGCUGAAUCCUGGGAGCCAGCUGCUCCGGCCUGUGUACCAGGAGGAUACCAUCCCCGAAGAAUCAGGGAGUCCCAGUAAAGGGAAGUCCUACACAGGCCUGGGGAAGAAGUCCCGGCUGAUGAAGACAGUGCAGACCAUGAAGGGCCACGGGAACUACCAAAACUGCCCGGUUGUGAGGCCGCAUGCCACGCACUCAAGCUAUGGCACCUACGUCACCCUGGCCCCCAAAGUCCUGGUGUUCCCUGUCUUUGUUCAGCCUCUAGAUCUCUGUAACCCUGCCCGGACCCUCCUGCUGUCAGAGGAGCUGCUGCUGUACGAAGGGAGGAACAAGGCUGCCGAGGUGACACUGUUUGCCUAUUCGGACCUGCUGCUCUUCACCAAGGAGGACGAGCCUGGCCGCUGCGACGUCCUGAGGAACCCCCUCUACCUCCAGAGUGUGAAGCUGCAGGAAGGUUCUUCAGAAGACCUGAAAUUCUGCGUGCUCUAUCUGGCAGAGAAGGCAGAGUGCUUAUUCACUUUGGAAGCGCACUCGCAGGAGCAGAAGAAGAGAGUGUGCUGGUGCCUGUCGGAGAACAUCGCCAAGCAGCAACAGCUGGCAGCAUCACCCCCGGACAGCAAGAAACUCCACCCUUUCGGCUCUCUCCAGCAGGAGAUGGGGCCGGUCAACUCAACCAAUGCCACCCAGGAUAGAAGCUUUACCUCACCAGGACAGACUCUGAUUGGCUGAGCAAACCCAAGGGCAGGACUCUGCUUCUGGCAACUUAACCCUUUCUUGGGCAUCCCCUACCACACAGUAACCUCACCUCAACUGGACCUGAAACAGAGGACCAAGAUGGUGGGUCUAGGGUCAUCUGAAGGGAGUGGUCCCAAGGGUGCAUAUGGAUGUCAACAGAAGGACCACAAUGGUGUGAGAGGCCUUGUGGGCAUGCAGAGACUGGCAGCAGAAAGUCCCAAGAGGAGAGGACUCAGAGGCUUCUUCCUUCCAAGGAGGAGGAGGAGGAGGACAUUCCACAUCUGGGCUUCCAGUGGUGGCUCCCGGACCUGCCUUGGGGGCAGCAGGAGAGGUUGGGAGAGGUCACCCUGAUGAAGAACAAUGCCAUGAUCUGCUGCUGCCAGAGGACAUCUCCGCCCAUCCACUCAUUUUCCACCUGUACACAUUGGCUCAUUCAUUCGAUGGAUAUUUCGGGUGCAUCUACUUUAUGCCAGGCUCUGUGCUAGGAGCUGGGGAUACUGUGGAGAAAAAGUCGGAUAUGGUCUCGCUCUCAUCAAGAUUUCAGUCUAGCUGGGAGUGAGCGUUAAAUAAGUCAACACCAACACACACACAUGCACACACGUGAUGGCAAGCUGUGAUCAUCUAUGAAAGAAAAAACACAGAUUUCUUUAAGAGGGAAUUGUACUUAGAGUGCUGUGUGUGGGGGUGGGGAUGGGGAAGGACAUAACUUUUAAACCAAGACUUGUGGGCUGGAGAGGAAGGAGCCAGUCCUGGACUUGGGGAAGAGUGUUCGCGGUGGAUGGAAUAGCACGUGGAGAGUCCCUGAGAUGGGAAGGAGCUCAGCGGGCUGGAGGAAUGGCGAGCAGGCCAGUGUGGCUGGAGCUUAGUGAGGGGCAAGACACAGUGGGUGAGGUAGUUGAUGUCUUGUUGAUUUCAUUCUAGAUACACUGGAGAGCCAUUGAAGGCUUUUGAGGAAGGGAGUUGCAAGUACAUUUUUACAAGAUCCGUUUACACAUAGGAGGGGCCCAAGUGGGUGUGAGAUCAGUUAGGGGGCUCUUUCAGUUCUCCAGGUGAGGACUGUCCUGGUGGCUUGUCCUGGAUGGUGGCUGGGGAGGUGGAUGCCUGAAUGCCAGGCUCUGGAGAAGAGAUGACUCCCUGCCCCAUCCCCCUGCCUACCCUCCUCCUCAAUGGCCCCUCUCUCAGUGGAUGUGAGUGAGGAUUAGGACCUUCCCCACAGAGCCACCUUUUGGCCAGGCCUCGUGGGGGAUGGUGGGGGCAGUGCUGAGUUCUAGGAGUGUUCCUGGAAGUUGGGGGCAGUGAGUGCUCAGCCUGGCCCAGGUGGGAGAGUUCACUGCUGCCCAGGCCUUAGCAGGGGCUGCUGUGCUGUCUUUCCGUCCCAUGCUGAGCAUUGUGAUAGGAAGCUGCCACACAGUGCGCUGGAAACUGACUUGGCUUGCUUUCCAUGGGGCUUCCGAGGGCCAGGGACUGGGCUGGGGGUGGCCUAGCAGCUCUAGUGGAGACUGUGCUGCCGCAGGGCUGAAGGAAGACCAACCAAGGGGACAGCCGUUUGAGCCCAGCCCACUCACUGCCUGCUGCACCUCCAGCUGGAGCCCAGGGUUGGGCAGCUCUCAUACUCUUAUCUAACUGCCAGACCUAGAGGGAGGGAAGCCCAAGGCUGCAGGUUUGAGGGACACGGCUCAUGGGCAAAAGGGUAUCAAGAGGAUUAGAGUCACUUGCAUAGGAAAAGAGGGUCAGAGAGGCUGAGGGCUGGCUGAGGCCAGAGAGGUUCCCUGACCUUGGACAUUCUUUGUGUUGUGUAAGACCUCAGCAUCUUUAGAGAAAGGUUCUUGUGCCCCUGUGAGCUUGCUCAGCUGCUGUGGCCACUUGAACCCCAAAAAUGGUGGCCUAGAAGAGAAUACACCCCUUACUUCCCACUUAUCCUCCUCUCAACCUAGGAAAGAUCAGACAUAUUGACUCAACAGUCUAACAGGGGAUGGGCUGGAUCUGCCUGUGACCAGACCAAUGCCCCCCACCCAGCAGGGGAGUAAACGCUGCCUGAAGUGGGACCAGUGAUACACAGCAUCUCUGUCUGCCAGGGCUCAGCCCACGGGGGGGAUUUGUGAGAGGCUGAGCAGCUGGGUCUGCACAGACAGCAAGCUGCACUUUGAUUUCAUUUGAUUCCCUUACAAAAUGACAUUAAGGGGAAUGUGAGGCACAGGAGACUCGCCUGUCUGGGAAGGCAGCAAGCUCAUCUCUCCUGGACCUGGUGACCUACCUCUGUCUACCAGACAGGUGCAGAGGACAGGAGCUCUGGCCACAAAGAAAUGGACAGUCUGAAUGCAGCACACAUUCCUGGGGACAGGACUUUUCACCCAGCCUGUCCUGACAAGCUGCUGAGUCGAGCAGAUGCUCACAUCAGGGUCCCAGGUCCGGCUGUUAGGGAAGUGGACAUCAGUUCCUGGUGGGCCCUGGGCAGUGACUGUGGUGAGCCACAGCACCAUUGCUGCUCUGCCUCUCAAAUCGAUCGAACAAUUAAUUUGGCUCCACAGGCUCGAGAAGAUGAAACAUGACCUGAUGGCCACUGCUGUCCAGCAUCCCAGUCCAUCCUAGCUGUCCAGGAUGAUGAACAAGCUAUGGAAAUUGCACUUGAGAGCUAUAAUCACGGGAAACAUUGCCGAGCCCCUCCCUGCUACAUAAAUCAUGCUAAGAAGCACACAAUGGCCUCUUUCCUGAUGGGCUAAUUGUCUUGGUUUGGUGUCUCAGGCCCAGGAGCUGGGAAGAUGGGAGCACAACCAUUUAUUGUUGGAAAGACCAUCUGUGCAACUUGAAUACAAAGUGAUUCUUUUAGUUCCCCACACACCCCCGACCCUCUGAUCCCAUUUUCAUGUUUUUUUUUUUUCUUUUUAUGUCUCAGGCUCUGGUUCUUUUAAAACUCUUCAUCUAUCCUGUAAGCCAUCAGGCCUGGAUCUCUGCUGGCCUGGGUCUUUUGGCUAUUUGGGGGUUGGGACAUUGCAGACCUUUUGGAAAUAAUGACAUUUAUUUAUAUAUGUCUUAUAUUUUUAUUCUUUAUUUUUCCCCAUAAAUUCUAUUACCAAAGUCCUCAUUUGUCACACAUGGCACCAAGGCACCAAGAGGGUUUUUGCAAAGUGAAAAUGCAGGCAAUUUUGCAACGUGGAAGGGCUCCCCACAGCGAAAGUCCCACAUUGAGAGCCUAAACUUUGGAGAUGGCAACUGGGGUCCCCAGGCAUGAUCUCCCCCCAGCCUCCCAGCAGCCUUGUCUUAUGGAUGAAAGAGACCAAGGCUCUGAGAAGUUAAAUGUUUUAUCCUAGGUCACACAGCUGGUAAGGACCAAGCUUGCCCUCAAGCCAAGGCCUUUGAACCUAAUCUACCACUCAUUUCUGAUAAAAAGGUUUGUCUUUUAGGGAUAGAAGUAAGAGAAAUCAAUAAUCUCCAGGAAGAGGCAAGAGAGGGAUAUCCGGCAUGUCAGAAGCUGUGGCCCAUCAAGCUGUAGAGGGAAUGCUUUUAGGAUAAAUAAAAUGAGAUGCCUUAUUUUCCACCCAGUGGAGAAUAAACUUCCAGAAUGCAUUUUCCUGAGGGUGGCACAGGCUGAAAAGAUCAAUAGCUUCCCACAAGAUUUGAAAAAAGCCUAAAAUGAGAGAUCAGUUUGAGCUCCUUAAGACAGGUUCUCAGGGAGCUCUGGAAUGGUUAGGUUACACCCCUUCCCCUUUUGAAUUUGGCAUCAAAAGGAUCAGCAGACAGAGUCAUGGAGUGCUUGGCAGUGAUGGAAUAUUGGCCAAAGGCAGAGAGGUAUAGCUUCAGGCUCAGGCUGGCUUGUGCCCAGCGUAAGUACUGGAAGGAGGCCUUUGACCUGAGACCAGCUGAGGGCACAGAGAGGGCCUGCCCAUGCGGAACCCGCCAGGUUUUUUGCGCAGAUUUUGCUAAUUGACUGAUUUAGUAUCUCAGCCCUGAAUAAAGGGGAAUCAAAUGGAUCUGAUUUCAGCCAUCUCCCCCAAGAGAUGCAGACUCUUCUCCCUAAAAACUGUUUCCAGGCAGCCUCCAGCUCUCCUCCCCAUUCCUUGCUGCUGUCCUAUCAGUGGACAGACUGCCUUCUUCGCUGUCUUGCUCUUGGUCUCAGCCAUCUUGCUAUUGUUUUUUUUAGCCCCUGAAGAAGACAGUGCAACCUUACCCUCUAUCCUGUCUUCGCCUUCUCUUCCUCGAAGACUUUCUCUGAAUAGGGCCAUCCAUCCUCCAAACUGUUCCCAGAUCCUUGGUUUUAAAGGUAGAAUGAUAACAUAAGGUAACCUGGUGGGCACUUACAAGAUGAGCCAGGCACAGGGUCAAGCUUUUUACCUACCCUGUCUCAUCUAAUCCUCAUGCAGACUUACAAGGUGUGUUAUCCCUGUUAUACAUUUACUCUCACUAUGCCCAAUUUAGAUAUGAAGACGCUGAGUCUCAGAGAAGUUAAGAAACGUGCCCAAGGUCACACAGCUAGUGGGUAGCUAGGAUUGAAACUUGGACAGCCCAGCUCCAGGGCACCUGCUUUUGAUUAUUUUGCUAUAUGGCUUUCCUGUAACUGCAGACCAUCCAAGCUGGGAGGGCCAGGGAGACUGGACUGUCACACUCCUGCUUAAAGACCAUUGUGGGAGGCCACUGUCUUCAGAAUAAAGCUUGGCUUUCCAGGCUCUCCUUGGUAGCACUACACUCCUGCUUUGCACCUGGAGCCCAGCCACACCGUAAAUUUUCCCCUUCUCUAAACUCACUGUGCACAUUCACAGUUAGGGUGUUUGAUCUGCCUGACGUUGACUGCCCUCCUUGGCUGUCCCUGCUGGAUGCAAUCCUCAACCUUCAAGGCUUAGUGGCUCCUCUGAGAACACCUUUCUCAGGCAUGCAUCAGGAGUCCUGACUUCCCCCUUCGUGGUUCCCAGAGUACUUUUUCCCCCUUAGCACAAUUCAUCCUUAGCAUCUGGAUGACUGUGAGCUUCUUCGGAGCAAGUAGAUGUUAUAUUUUAUUUGUCUUUGAUUCUAUUGUUGUCCAGUCCGUAGUAGGUGCUCAGUAGAGGUUGUAGGAUUGAAUUAGGCUGUCCAGUUCAACUCUCCUAUAUUCUAGAAUUUAGACGAGGAAACAGGUGCAAAAAGAGAAGUGACCUGGCCAGGGUCAUGGGAAAAGUUAGUGUCAGAGCCAGGACUAGAGCUCAGGUCUCCUGAUUCUUUGGAUUCAGAGCUUUUUCUGUUGCACCUCAGCUUUGUGGAGACCAGAGCAUGGAUCUGCACUUGGUUUAUGAAGGUCUGACCAGGUUCAUUUCAGGGUCAUGGAUACCACUGUGUUCCCAUGCUGACACUGGGGAAUUCCCAGAGGCAAAGGAAGCCCAGUUGGAGCUGCUGCUGUAGAUUGCGGGGCUCACCUCUCACCGAGCCCCUUGCUCACAGAGAAAACCAGCGAGUGAUUCUGAAAAUCUUGCCUCGAGUCCUCAUUUUGCUGGUAUUCACCGUGUGACCUUGAGCAAAUUGCUUCACAUCUCUGAUCUUCUGUUCCUUUACCAAGAAAAAUGAGGGAGUUGAAUUCAGAUGGUCUCCAGGAGUCAUCUGAUUCCAGAAUAUCAGGAUAUAACAAUAAAGAUGAGGAUAAAGUAGCUACUCCCCUCAGAAAAGGUGAAGAUCCAGGUCUAGGGGGAGAAUUGGCUAGGUUCUUCAUCACAGUCACUGUCUUGAGACACAUAGGUGUUCCAUGGAAACAUUUCCAUGAGGGAUUUCAGAGGGGAGAAUGGUCAGACUGCAAAGCCUCGGUACUCUAAUGCCAGGCAAAAAGAAGAAAGGGAACAGGCAUUUUAGUUUUUACAUUGAAACAGAGUGUAUGUGUAUGGCCCUAUGCAAAUGUUGUUCCUGGUGAAUAUUCAUCAAUGUACUCAUCACACAUAGGUAUAUUUAGACAGAAAGGGGUCCUCAUCACAGACACCCAAAUUAUGAGCACAUUACUGCCUCCUCUCCCCUAGAGGUGCUUCUUCCAGCCUCCCCUAUUGGAGGCCAGCACAAGACGGGCUCUCCAACCCAAUAUCUUCCCCUUCCCUCCUUCCUUUCUGCUCAGGUGGCUGAGUAUACACAUUGAACUCUUUUGUUUCAACUUCACGUGUAUAUAGGUUGGUGCAAAAGUAACUGUGGUGUUUUCCAUUAAAAGUAAUGUCAAGAACCGCAAUUACUUUGGCACCAACCUAAUAUGUAUGCAAGUACAUUCUUUAACCUUUCCAACUCCCAGUCCAAGCCAUCAGGCUAAUUUCCGCGUGGAACUUGUGGUCACUGGUUUGCAGUCCUUUCAUUUCUGGUGUGGUCAGAAGUCUCCUUCAGACUCUUCCCGAUAAGUUGCCAUUGGCUUUUUCAUCACCUUUAGUACCUACGCACUUUUGCUGGGAUAACACUACCCAAGAUAAAUUCAAAAAAUUGUCCUAAGUGUUAGUGUGUUUCUGUUUUGGUUGAAGUCUAUUAUUGCUAUAUGGUUUUCUACUGUUUCUACUUGAUGGAAGACUAUUAAGGGUUAAGUAAGCUGGCCUAGGAAGCUGACCACCAUUUAUAACAUACUUUUGAGUGGGAAAAUGCAUUCAGAGGCCUGUAAUCAAUACUCAGGUGGACUUUGGGAAUAUAGUAUUUAUUUUAUGAGUGACUAGAAUAUUGGUAGAACCAUAGAAACUUUGAAUGUGGAGCUGGAAAGCCUCCUCCUUCCCCCACUGAGAUCAAUUGAUUAACAAGCUAGGUUGUAGAAACCAAGUGAAAGAGGCAAAAACUUGGCCAAGGGCAUGUAGUCGGUGACUUCUGAAGAUUCUGCUGGGCUGGGGGCGGGAAAGGGGUCACAGAUGGUCUUAGGGUUGUCUCACUCAGCAACUCACUGUGUUGGCCUUGGGAAAUGUAAGUCACUGUGUUGGGCUGUAAUAGAAAUAUUGAGAAAGCAGCUCAGAUAAUGGCGUGGGGAGAGGUUGUCUAGUCCUCCGGCUUGUCUGUAAAUUCCUGGCAUGUGCUUGUUGGAGCAGAAUGAAUGGGGCUGCUGUGUUUUACCUGCAGCUAGGAGCAUGGCUGGAGUGGUGGAGACACUCCCUGUGGUCUGUUCUAAAAAUAGCAGUGGGAACAGAGCUGAGGGGAAGAGGAGGGGGCUCCUUCAGGAGCUGGGUGGGGAGGCCUCACCCCCUUCCUCUUCCUGCCAGGCCCGAUGUGAGGAAGUCCCAUGGAGUCACAUAAUUCCAUCUGGGAGAGUCCUGGAGCCAUCAGCCCUCACACCCCCUCCUCAUACAGGCGAGGAGGCCCUGGAGGCCUGGAGAGCAGAAAGCACUGGCUGGUGUCAAGCAAGCCCAGGGAGAAGGGCCCAGUUGGCAGGCUGUUUUUCCCUGGCUGUUUCAGCACAGUGGCUGCAGGCCUUGUGCUGAGGUUUGCUGUCACUGCCUUUGGGCGCACAGAGCCUGGGAACUCCUGGGACCGGAUGUGGUCAGGCUUCCUGAGAGUCGCCUGGCAGGCGAGGAGUCCCCAGCUGGCCCACCCUGAGCCCUGACCUCAGCCAGCUGGCUGUCCAGUGCCACACCUCCUCUUGCUGGUGUCCCCUCCCUUGCUGUCUUGUCCUCCUUUCUUUGGACUGUCUGCAGGGAGGGAGGACAAGGGCCAGCCUAGAUCUGGCCUGCAGGACAGAGGCCUCAGUGGCUCAGGACCUUUCCCUGCCCCUCCCCAGGAACAAGCAGAGGCAGCUGAGGUAGUAGCAGCCUCCUGCAGGUUUAGAGACAGACAGGCCAGGGUUCAAAUCCUAGCUCUUCCUCUCACUAGCCAUGGGAUUACUGAUGGGUCACAGAGCAUCUGUAAAAUGAGACAAGAAUGCUGAUUUCACUGGGGUCUUGUGAAGAUCAAAGGGGAUCUGUUGUAAUGCCUGGCAUGCAGUAGGUACUUAAUAGUAGCUCUUGUUGCAAAACCAAGCAGUGAACAUGUAUCUGACUUUCUAUAACCCCCUUCCUUGGGGCCUCUACUCAUGAGGCAUGGGAAGGUGUUUUUUUUCUUUGUUUGUUUGAAUGCAGUUGACUUUUUUUUUGUUGUGUUGUUGCAAAAGUAAUCCAUGUGAUUGAUGUUUAUUAUGAAGAAAACAUUUAAUACAGAUGAACCAGGAGAAGAAAAUGAAGUUCAUCCUUAAUCCCAGCACCCAGAGAUAAACCACUGUUAACAUUUUGGAAUGUGUCCUGUCAGGCGUUCGUUUAUACACACAUAUAUCUUAUUUGCAAAUUGGGGUUACUGGUGCAAUUUUUCUAACCUGCUUUUUCUCCCCCAUUUAACAGCGUAGUGUAUCCAUGUUUCCAUUUCAAUAAAUAUUCUUCUACAACAUCA